GGAGUUUAAAAGUGAAGUGCAUCGGUCAACGGUGAAGGGACUGAUAAUCAGGCCCAAUGCGACGUGCAUCGAAACGCUGCACGUGUGGUAGUUCGUUCCACAAAACAACGCGGGAAAUAAGGUUGACGUUGACGUUGACUUAAUAGUUGUAUUUCAGUGAUAUAUAGUUCAGUGGUGUUAACAGUGGUGGUAUGAUGCAGUUACUGAAUUAAUACAGUUCUUCAUUCGGUUAUUUGGCAGUCAUUCUCUUUAAAACGAUUCGAAAAUUCACCCGGCGUUCGGCUGAUCGUUGACUGAUGAUUAGUACGUACGUCAGUCAACGGGCUGAUGGCCGUAGCGGCGAUUCUGCAAAGUUCAAGAAUCGGUGGAGAUAUUGACUACUUUCUAUUUGAGUUCUACGCGAUUCUACGUUGUGUAUUGACAUGUUGUUCAGAGGAAGUGGUGAAUAAAAAGCGAUUGAAAGUUCUGUUUAGUCCGAGGCAAUCCCGUUCUCAAACCCUCAAACGCUGUAGUGCGCUAUGUGAUACGACAUAACCUAGACAAUUUCUGAUUACAAGCAUUUUGUAACACGGAAUUUGUUCAAUUUUGUGGACUCAGAACAAUUUGAUUUAAGAGUCAUAAAACUCCUCCAAAAUGAGUGCUCGACUGUUGAAGGAUCCUGCGACCAUCAACAGCCGGAUCUUUGUUGGUCAUUUGCAAACCGAAGAUAUGAACAAACAUGAAUUAGAGGAACACUUUCAGAAAUAUGGCAAUGUUGUUGGAUCCCUGAUUAAUAGAGGAUUCGGGUUUGUUCAGUUUGAAGAUGAACAAUCUGCACUGAAUGCGAUCCAAAAUGAAAAUGGAACAUUGUUCAAAGGCAGACGAAUAGAUGUCAGACCUGCCAAAAAAGAUAAUCAAGCUGGUGGAGGAGUUGGAGGAGGAGGAGGAACAGGUAUACCAACUGCUGUAACUGGACCAGGGAGUACUGGGAUUGGCCCAGUGAUCGCUGGCGGAGGAAAUGAGAAUCAGAGUAACUUUGUGCCGCCACAGGGAAGUGGGAACAACUCCUUUGGAAAUGGAAGUAACCAAUUUGGUGGUGGAAAAGAUUCGUUCAGUGGAAAUGGAAACCCAAGUUUUGGAAGUGCAAAUCAAAGUUUUGGUGGUAAUAAUCCGAAUUCUUUUGGCGGAAACCAGCCUAGAGGCCCUGGAAAUGAUCAAUUCAGUGGCAAUCAAGGUGGUCAUCAACCUCGUGGACCACUUGGUGAUCAAUUUGGUAGUAACCCUGGAGGUAAUCAACCGCGAGGAGCACCGAAUGAUCAAUUCGGUAGCAACCAAGGAGGUAAUCAACUUCGGGGACCAUCCAGCGAUCAGUUUGGUGGAAACCCUGGAGUUAAUCAAUCUCGGGGCGGACCCAAUGAUCAAUUUGGUGUCAACCAGGGAGUUAUUCAACCACGGGGAGGGCCUGGUAAUGAUCAAUUUGGUGCAAACCAAGGAGGUAACCAACCCCGGGGACCCUCCACUGAUCAAUUUGGCGGCGGGAAUCAGAAUCGAGGCGGCAAUAACCAAAACCGGAGUGGCAAUAUCGACCAAUUCAACUCUGAGAAUCAGAUUCGAGGAAGCGCAGAGCAGUAUGUGCCAAGCAAUCAAAAUCGCGGUCCUGGGAAUCAAAACCGAGGGCCUGGAAAUGAUCAGUUUGGAGGUACAGGUGGUCCUGGUAUUGGUGGAAAUCAAAAUCAAAAUCAGAACCAAAACCCAAACCAAAAUCAAAAUCAAAACCAGAAACAAAAUCCGAAUCAAAACCCAAACCAAAAUCGUGGAGCAGGAAACAAUCAGGGAGGAAACCAAGCGCCAAUUGGAAGACCAAGGGGGCACAGAGGUGGUAAAAAUCGAAACAAGAACCGAGACAAUAGUGGCGGUGGAGGAGGAGGUGGAGGCGGAGGUGGUGGGAACAACAAUUUCAGAGAUCGCAGCCCAUUGAACAGAGGAAACCACAAUGAUGAAAAGCUAGGGAGAGAUUGGGAUCGUGGCAAACAAAUUGAAAGGGGUCGUAGUGUCGGUUAUGGACGGGAUUCAUUUGGGGACAUUGGCAGUCGGGGCUAUGAUGAUUUCGGAUGUCUACCGACGGGGGGUAGAGAUGUCAGCUCUGCAUUUGGGUCACUUUCUGGAGCAAGUGAUUACCCGGCCUCUAUUGCAGCUGAAAAGAACGAUUGUGAGAUCAUCGUGGUCAGCAAAGCAUUAACUGAGUAUGCAGAGGCGAUAGAAAUGAGAUUGAAGAAACUUGGUUUAACUGUGGAUCUAUUAUUCCCUAAUGAAGAUGUGCCACUCAGCCGUGUUCUUGGGAAUAUUGCCAGUCGCGGGUGUUUGUACGCUGUUGUUGUGACUCACAUCAAUCAAGAACACAGAUCUCUCACUUUAAACAUUCUACACGGGCUUCCUCAAGAGCACAGGAAUAUGCCGGUUGAGGAUGCAAUUAAUCUGAUAAAUCGAGACUUCACCAGUCAUAAAGCAGGAAGUUCGCGUUCUGUACCAUUAAAUGCACCACUAACUGCUGAUCGCCAUCCAGAUGCAGUUCAAGUACUGUUAAACAUGUUGGCAGACAAUCGGUUGUUAACGGUUCUACAGUAUGACAGAGUUUUGAGGUAUUUGGAAUUGAAACGAGAAGCCCAAGUCCAAAUCGAACUUGGAGAUGCAAAGGACCUGGCAACUGCCACCCCUGCGGCGAGUGACCCAAAACAAGCUGAACUACAGUCAAGAAUUUUGAACAUCUUGAAUAGCAGCAAACCAGCUUUAGCUGUAGGGCCUGUUCCUAGCCCAGUUCCGGCGCCUACUCCGGUUCCACCAGCAAAUUGGGGUGCAGCUUCUUCAAAAACGGUACCCACAACAACUGCUGCAAGUUCUGGGAUAACUCCGUCUCCUCUGCUGAAUGAUCCAACUGUACAAAAAGCGCUAGACAGUCUCUUGCAAGGAAAUUUGCUCAAGAGCAUUGGAGAUCCGCAGCCCGCUGCCGCAACACCUCUGUUUGCAGCUUUUCCCAAUAUCGGCCGAUUCUAAAAAGAGAAAAAACCGCACCUGCUUUGAAAAAGUUAAGAAAUCCUAUCGCUAUUUCAUACUACAACGACCAAGACAAGUCUUCUGUAUUUUAAUGCACUUCCCUCUUAAGUGGUUCCAUGCGACAUCUAAAUUUUUGCUUUGGGUUUAGCUUCUUCAAUCUUGUAAAUACACACGAAUAUUCCUGCCUCGAUUGAAAAAAAUAUUACUCAUUAUUUGUUUAGUAAAGUAAAAGCUAAAUGUUGGGAUACAUUUCGUACAGUACGUUACUCAAUUCUUCUUCUCAGAGCGUGGAAGCAAGGUUUCAAUUCAUAAAAAUGCUUCCCAAAGAAUUCGAGUAUGUAUUGAGAUAUCCUUUGCUCUUUGAGUACUUGAACUAAUCUCAAACUUAGUUAAUAGAAUUUGAAGUUGCCUGUGUUGAUUUUCCAUGUUUAAUUCGACCCAUCUUUAGUACUUUCAUUUAUCUGUUGGAUCGCAUCUUUUUUUAGUUUUUUUUUCUCUACACUGUAGUGUGUGCGACAUUUGAAAAAAACUCACAACGUGACGAAUGAAUUUUGUGAAAAAUGCCGUAUUGUGCAUAGAUUUAGCAACAAUCUGGUCAGCCCAAAGUAAAAAUCGAAUAGUUUAAAUGAUGAAUUCUAUACCAUAAAAUUCAUAGCUAUCGAUAAGUAAUGACUGGUAUCCUAUAACAUUUUUAAUAGAUCAACUUUGGUAUGAGUACAUAUUAACACGCAUGGUGCACAGAAUAUCGUAUAAAAUUGUUUUUUGAUCGGUCCCAUGUUCGGCCUGUUCACUCUUCUUUUUGACAAUCUGAUCGGAAAUGGAGAAUUUUAAAUUCCUGCCGGUAAUGUGGUAAUAAUUUUAAACGGAAGUAUGGCCCACGUGUGAGAGAUUUUUGGUAAACUAUGAAAUGACCGUGGUUUUAAAUAAAUCUUAUAAUACAUUGAUGGAUUCCAUUGUCACCAUUGCAAAUAUAAUGACGACCAACAUUGAUUAUCUAAUUGAAUCAAAUAGUGAACUAGUACGUAUGUAAUAACAGAUUGUGAUGAUUGACGUAAGAUGCAUGGUCCAACUGAAGGACUGUGCAAGUUAUUAUGAAGCUUGAGUUUAGGAUGUAUGGUCGGAAAAAUCGAAUCUAUAAUAUGGAAAGAUGAAUCUGAGUUUGGACGAGAACGUAUAAGUUAAAUCCCUAUGUAUUGCGCAUCUUACAUGUAAUGUUCUACAUGAUGUGAUAGGUACUGAGAUUUUCAUAUUCUGGACGUUGAUUGAUUAUCAAUGAAUUGCUUAUUAUUCGUUUUAUUUUGUCAUCAUAAAACAAUACCUAGGUCACCACACCCACAUUGAGAGAUGAAUAUUGUGUACCGAUUAUGAAAUCAAUAAAUACAUACCCAAGUA
Messenger RNA from Athalia rosae (coleseed sawfly), 4422 nucleotides. RefSeq names its product pro-resilin-like (gene Neos). The coding region runs from base 634 to 3030 and encodes 798 amino acids. Gene Ontology annotation, molecular function: RNA binding. The transcript has 10 exons. The record is from RefSeq and is a predicted model, not a curated record. NCBI's taxonomy places the organism in Eukaryota, Metazoa, Arthropoda, Insecta, Hymenoptera, Athaliidae.